AUGGAAAACCCUCACGAAGAACAACAAAGAAUGUUAUUAAGUAGAAUUGUUAAAAACGUCGAAAAACUUAAUGAUGUGUUGGAAGAUAUGAAUAACCGAAUCCAAGAAAUAAAUGAAUACAAUCGGGACAUAGUCAUCCUUUCUCAAUUCUGGUCAAAUUACAAUAGAAGUGUUACUUUUAAUCUUGAAAGUAUGCAAAAGUUGGCGAAUGGUUAG
Funneliformis mosseae is the source of this 216-nucleotide messenger RNA. The record is from the annotation of a GenBank genome assembly. NCBI's taxonomy places the organism in Eukaryota, Fungi, Glomeromycota, Glomeromycetes, Glomerales, Glomeraceae.